UCAAACUCUCACUCCAUAUCACUCUUUUCCUAAAAUCUUACUCACAAUAUAUUACCACCAACCCAUGGCUAUGGUGGUCCUCACAACCCUCUUGUCCAUGCUCACAGCCCUGCUACUUAAACUCAUCUAUGACAGCCUCUCAUGUUACUGGCUCACUCCCCUACGCAUCAAGAAGAUCAUGGAGAUGCAAGGUGUGCGCGGCCCGAAACCGCGCCUCUUCACCGGCAACAUCUUGGACAUGGCUUCCCUUGUCUCAAAAACAACCUCUCAAGACAUGAAAACCAUCAGCCAUGACAUAGUUGGUCGCCUUCUACCACAUUUUCUGGUCUGGUCCAGCCAGUUUGGAAAGAGGUUUCUAUAUUGGAAUGGAACAGAGCCAAGGUUGUGUCUCACUGAGACUGAUUUGAUCAAAGAGUUCCUUUCAAAAUGCAGCACAGUAUCUGGGAAAUCCUGGCAGCAAAGGCAGGGUUCCAAACAUUUCAUUGGGGAAGGGCUUUUGAUGGCAAAUGGUAAAGAUUGGUACCACCAACGUCACAUCGUUGCCCCUGCAUUCAUGGGAGACAGGCUUAAGAGCUAUUCAGGGCACAUGGUGCAAUGCACUAAGGAGAUGCUCCAAUCACUAGAAAAUGCAGUGGAGAGUGGAGAAACUGAGGUGGAGAUUGGCCAGUACAUGACCAAACUUGCUGCAGAUAUCAUCUCUAGAACUGAGUUUGGUACAAGCUACAAGAAAGGAAAGAAAAUAUUCCAUCUCCUCAAAGUGCUGCAGAGUCGUUGUGCACAAGCAAGUCGCCAUCUUUGCUUUCCAGGGAGCAGGUUUUUUCCAAGUAAGUAUAACAGAGAGAUAAAGGCUUUAAAGAUGGAGGUGGAGACUCUUUUGAUGGAGAUAAUACAAAGCAGGAAAGACUGUGUGGAAAUUGGGAGAAGCAAUUCUUAUGGGAAUGAUUUGUUGGGUAUUCUCCUGAAUGAGAUGCAGAAGAAGAGAGGGGAUGGAAAUAGCUUGAACCUGCAGCUGGUGAUGGAUGAAUGCAAAACAUUUUUCUUUGCUGGACAUGAAACCACUGCACUUUUACUCACUUGGACUGUUAUGUUACUUGCCAGCAACCCUUCUUGGCAAGACAAAGUCAGAGCUGAAGUUAAAAGGGUCUGCAAUGGGGAAACUCCCUCUGUGGAUCUACUCUCCAAACUCACUCUAUUGCAUAUGGUGAUCAAUGAAUCAAUGAGGCUCUACCCCCCAGCUUCAGUGCUUCCUAGAAUGGCCUUUGAAGACAUAGUUUUGGGUGACCUUUACAUACCUAAAGGGUUAUCAAUUUGGAUUCCUGUGCUGGCUAUUCAUCAUAGUGAAAAACUAUGGGGUAAAGAUGCAAAUGAGUUCAACCCAGAAAGGUUUACUUCAAAGUCAUUCAUUCCUGGCCGUUUUUUACCAUUUGCUUCGGGCCCUAGAAAUUGUGUUGGACAAGCAUUUGCUUUAAUGGAAGCUAAGAUCAUAUUAGCCAUGUUGAUCUCUAGGUUUAGUUUCACCAUUUCAGAGAAUUACAAGCAUGCCCCUGUGGUUGUCCUCACAAUUAAGCCCAAGUAUGGAGUUCAAGUUUGUUUGAAGCCCUUGGAGCCAUAAGACACACAUAUGCAUGGCCAAUUGAGAAAGAGGUUUUAAAUUGCAGUCCGCAACUACAAUUGCAGCAACAUAAAGAAUUUUGGAGUCCCUACAAUAAGAUUGUGACUGCAAUUGUGACCACAUCAACUCAAUUUUUUUCUGCAAUUCUACACUGCAAUUGCAAAUUUAAAAUCUUAAUUGUGAUGAAGAGUUGAGACAUGAGAGUUAGAGAGAGAGAGUAGAGAAAGACAUUUUAGUUUUUUGUUUUUUUUUUUAAUGUGGAGAGAUUUUUUAUAGGCUUUUUAUGCGGAGAGUGAGUUGUGUUCAUUUUGAUCUUGAUGAGCUUUGUUGUAGUAAUCUUUUAUUUCAUUUGCAACUUUUUCACAAUGAUGAAGAGAUAGAGAUGAAAUAAUGAUUGCAAGCAUUAGGAUAUGUAAAUUAAAAACUUGAAUAAAGGCACAGGGAUUGAGUUAGUUGGUCAAAAACUUGCACUCGAUGUAACAUAUGAGACAAUUAAAGAAAUAAAUUGGAGGAGCUGUACAGAUAUGUUUUAAAAAACAAA
This is a messenger RNA of Lotus japonicus, 2153 nucleotides long. Its product is annotated as cytokinin hydroxylase-like. The transcript is spliced from 5 exons. NCBI's taxonomy places the organism in Eukaryota, Viridiplantae, Streptophyta, Magnoliopsida, Fabales, Fabaceae. Bases 65 to 1612 code for a protein of 515 amino acids. The record is from RefSeq and is a predicted model, not a curated record. Gene Ontology annotation, molecular function: heme binding; oxidoreductase activity, acting on paired donors, with incorporation or reduction of molecular oxygen; monooxygenase activity.